AUGGCACAAAGCGUGUUCCUUUUUUUACUAUGGUUUUUCGGCAGCUCCCUCGCAGGCUUUCCCAACCAGAUAAAUAUAGGGGGGCUCUUCAUGCGGUCCACGGUGCAGGAGCACAGCGCUUUCCGCUUUGCCGUGCAGCUCUACAACACCAACCAAAACAUGACAGAGAAACCGUUUCAUCUGAAUUACAACGUUGAUAACCUCGAGUCCUCCAACAGCUUCGCCGUUACCCAUGCGUUUUGCUCCCAGUUCUCCCGAGGCGUGUACGCCAUCUUCGGCUUCUACGACAAGAAGUCCAUGAACACGCUGACGUCGUUUUGCGGCGCGCUGCACACCUCCUUCAUCACGCCCAGCUACCCCAUCGACUCCGACGUGCAGUUUGUCAUCCAGAUGCGGCCCUCCCUCAAGGGGGCGACGCUGAGCCUGCUGUCCCGCUACAAGUGGCUCAAGUUCGUCUACCUCUACGACACCGACAGGGGCUACUCCAUGCUCCAGGCUAUCAUGGAGGCGGCGGUGGCCAACAACUGGCAGGUGACGGCGCGCUCGGUGGGCAGCAUCACGGACCCCCAGGAGUACCGCCGCAUCAUCGAGGAGAUGGACCGCCGACAGGAGAAGCGCUACCUCAUCGACUGCGAAGUGGACCGCAUCAACGUCAUACUCGAAGAGGUUGUGGGCCUGGGGAAGAAUGCCCGGGGAUACCAUUACAUUAUUGCCAAUCUGGGCUUCACCAACGUGAGCUUGGACAAGGUGGCUGCCGGUGGAGCGAACAUAAGUGGGUUCCAGAUAAUCAAUCCGGAGAACCCAAUCGUGCAGCAGUUCCUCCAGCGCUGGGACCGGCUGGAUGAAAGGGAAUUCCCCGAGGCCAAGAACACGCCUCUGAAGUACACCUCUGCGCUCUCGUACGAUGCCAUCCUGGUGAUCGCGGAGGCCUUCCGCUACCUGCGUAGGCAGCGGGUGGACGUGUCGCGGAGGGGCAGCGCGGGAGACUGCCUGGCCAACCCCGCCGUGCCCUGGAGCCAAGGCAUCGACAUCGAGCGGGCCCUCAAAACGGUCCAAGUUCAAGGCAUGACUGGAAAUAUCCAGUUUGACAGCUUCGGUCGGAGAUCAAACUACACCAUCGACGUGUACGAGAUGAAGACAGGUGCGCCGCGGAAGGUCGGGUACUGGAACGAGUAUGAGCGCUUUGUAUCUAUAAUGGAUCAACAAAUCACCAACGACACGGUGGAAAACCGAACAAUUGUGGUCACUACUAUUAUGGAAGCGCCGUACGUGAUGAUGAAGAAAAACGCGGCACAGUUCGAGGGGAAUGACAAGUACGAGGGCUACUGUGUCGAUUUAGCUUCCGAGAUAGCGAAGCACGUGGGCAUUAAGUACCAGCUGUCUAUCGUUAUGGACGGCAAGUACGGAGCCAAAGACCCGGAGACCAAGACCUGGAACGGGAUGGUGGGGGAACUCGUCUAUGGGCGUGCCGACAUAGCCGUGGCGCCUCUGACGAUCACCCUGGUGCGAGAGGAGGUCAUUGACUUCUCCAAGCCCUUCAUGAGUCUGGGCAUCUCCAUCAUGAUCAAAAAGCCCCAGAAGUCCAAGCCGGGGGUCUUCUCCUUCCUAGACCCGCUGGCCUACGAGAUCUGGAUGUGCAUCGUGUUCGCCUACAUUGGCGUGAGCGUAGUGCUGUUCCUCGUGAGUCGCUUCAGCCCCUAUGAGUGGCACCUGGACGAGCAGGACGAGACCAAAGACCCGCAGACGCCUCCCGACCCGCCCAACGACUUUGGGAUCUUCAACAGCCUUUGGUUUUCUCUUGGGGCAUUCAUGCAGCAAGGCUGCGAUAUCUCUCCAAGGUCCUUGUCAGGGAGAAUAGUUGGAGGCGUCUGGUGGUUUUUCACGCUCAUCAUAAUCUCGUCCUACACGGCCAACCUUGCCGCCUUCCUCACGGUGGAGAGAAUGGUCUCCCCCAUUGAGAGCGCUGAGGAUCUAGCCAAACAAACAGAGAUUGCCUACGGAACUCUGGACUCAGGCUCCACAAAAGAGUUCUUUAGGCGCUCCAAAAUAGCAGUGUAUGAGAAAAUGUGGUCAUACAUGAAAUCUGCUGAGCCCUCUGUCUUUGCCAAGACAACUCCUGAUGGGGUGGCACGGGUACGAAAGUCGAAGGGCAAGUUCGCCUUUCUUCUCGAGUCCACCAUGAACGAGUACAUUGAGCAGCGGAAGCCCUGCGACACCAUGAAAGUGGGCGGCAAUCUCGACUCAAAGGGCUACGGUGUGGCGACCCCCAAAGGCUCAGCAUUAAGAAAUGCUGUUAACCUGGCAGUAUUAAAACUGAAUGAGCAAGGCCUCUUGGACAAAUUGAAAAACAAAUGGUGGUACGACAAGGGAGAGUGCGGCAGCGGGGGAGGUGACUCCAAGGACAAGACAAGUGCGCUCAGCCUGAGCAAUGUAGCGGGGGUCUUCUAUAUUCUGGUUGGCGGUCUCGGUCUGGCCAUGAUGGUGGCCUUAAUAGAGUUCUGUUACAAGUCUCGAGCAGAGUCCAAGAGGCUGAAACUCGAAAAGAAUGCCCAAAACUUUAAACCGACCCCCCCAACAAACACUCAGAACUUUGCCACAUACCGAGAAGGCUACAAUGUGUACGGAACAGAGAGCGUUAAAAUCUAGGGGUGCUCUGAAUAUCAAGUUCUCAUGGUGUUCCUGGUGAUUGUGACGAAACACGUGAACGAACAAACAGACAAACAGACAAACGAACAAACAAACUAACGAGUAAACAAAACGAAACCAUACAGAGAUGGCUGGAUCCCUGGAAGAGCCUGCUGAUUCUUGGGGUUUCUGGUCCCAAAAUGCCGUUGUGUGGACAAGUUGUGGCAAUUCGGUGACAAGGGCGGGCGGGGCAUCUGUCUUGCCUGCCAUGUAGAGACUGCUUUUGCUUCCUACAGUGCCUUAUGGAAACAUUCAGAAGAAGAAGAAGAGGAAAAAAAAGAACAAAAAAAAUCACAAACAAUGCAACU
Engraulis encrasicolus (European anchovy) is the source of this 2993-nucleotide messenger RNA. RefSeq names its product glutamate receptor, ionotropic, AMPA 3b (gene gria3b). The coding region runs from base 1 to 2646 and encodes 881 amino acids. The record is from RefSeq and is a predicted model, not a curated record. Lineage: Eukaryota; Metazoa; Chordata; Actinopteri; Clupeiformes; Engraulidae. Gene Ontology annotation, biological process: monoatomic ion transport; synaptic transmission, glutamatergic; modulation of chemical synaptic transmission. Gene Ontology annotation, molecular function: transmitter-gated monoatomic ion channel activity involved in regulation of postsynaptic membrane potential; AMPA glutamate receptor activity. The transcript is spliced from 16 exons. Gene Ontology annotation, cellular component: dendritic spine; AMPA glutamate receptor complex; postsynaptic density membrane.